This is a messenger RNA of Anopheles moucheti, 5899 nucleotides long. RefSeq names its product mitogen-activated protein kinase kinase kinase 15 (gene Ask1). The record is from RefSeq and is a predicted model, not a curated record. The transcript has 8 exons. Bases 649 to 5295 code for a protein of 1548 amino acids. Gene Ontology annotation, biological process: MAPK cascade; protein phosphorylation. NCBI's taxonomy places the organism in Eukaryota, Metazoa, Arthropoda, Insecta, Diptera, Culicidae. Gene Ontology annotation, molecular function: protein binding; ATP binding; protein kinase activity.
ACAGAAGAAGAGGAAGCAGAAGAAAAUGAUGUUGCUUCUCUGGUGUUGUGGUUCGGUAAAGUUGUGUAUAAAGUUUUGUUAAUUAUUUCAUGUUGUAAAGUGUCGCUUUGUGGUUACAAUCGUGGAUGGGGGAUACUGGUGCGGCAGCGCAAUACACGCACACACGUACACCCACGACGACCGUUUUGUGCUAGCCGCCAACCCUUGAGCGGAACGCGUGUUAAUCUCGCUUGGGAAGCUGUUGUGCGUGUGCCGCAUUUCGGUGUGUAGCAAAACUCCAACAAGGAGUUCAACAUUCAACACGUCUCACACCUAUCAAUACAGUCAACGGAUUCGGCGCAAUCAACCCAGGGAACUGAUAAGUGUGGACAAUAGACAUCCGCCGGGAAGGCAACGCAGCGUCGAAAACCCGCACGUCACGGCGAUGGCAACGAACGGCAGCGAUAUUUGCCGCACUGUCGCCGAGGCUGACCGUGGCUGUGCCGACGUUUAGCUUUUUGGCACCCAAGAUCCUCUCUCUCUCUCUCCCUUUCACUCAACUUCCUGCCUGGGAAGGACAAUCACAGGACUCCUCUAUAGUGCAAGCACGUUCCUGUAUAUAAGCAACAACACAUCGCAACGACGACGCUCUCAGGCUAAACAGACAGAAUGGAAGAAACAGAAACUCAUGCAGUAGUAGCGGGUGUUAAGCACAGCGGCAGCAUGUCCAACCUCAGCGACAUAUCUGGCAACACUGCCAUACAGGUGUCCGGGGCGAAUUCGCAUGCAGGCCAUGCCCGGCCCCGCAUGGACAUUGCGGUUGUGAUCGACUGCGAGAAGAGUGCGUACCUGAACCACCGGAAGGCCGCACUGGAGGAGGUGCGGCAGGCAUGCGCACAGGUCGGUGCCAACCUGCAGCAGCUGCAGUUCGAAAUCCUCGACUUUGGUGAUUUCAACACGCUCGAAUACUUCUACAACGCGGACGUGGUCGUGGUGGAUCUCAGCGUCCAGACGCAACAGAGCACCCUUUGCUAUCAGCUCGGCGUGCGGGAACACUUCGAUAUGAAGGAAAACAUCGUCAUCUACAACGACACGCAGCACGAGGCAACGUUGCGCAUGAAGAUCUCCUGCGGCAAUUAUCAGUUUAUCUCGUACCGGUUGCACGAGACCGGUAGCGUAAUCAUCACUAGUCCAGUCAAAGCGACCGCCGAGGAACAAACGGCACAAUCUCAGCAAACAACGCAGCAGCAACCGACACAGCAGCAGCAGCAGCAGCAGCAGCAGCAGCAGCAACAGCAGCAGCAACACAUGACAACGCUGACAACUGCCCUGCGGCGUCUAUUCCAGGACGUGGAAAUACAAUCGAAGGCACACCUGCGGGAAAAGUUCCUGGCGGAUUUGCGCAGCUUGCGGGACCAGCACGCCGGCAAUGUGGAGGAAUUGCAGCGUAUGUUGCGUAACAUGCGCAAACGCUUGGACGAUCCGCACGUGCUGUCGAAGGAGAUCGUCCAGACGUACAUGCUGUCGUUGCGCGACGUGCAGGACUACGACGCGAUGGUGCAGCUGGUGGACGAUCUGCAGACGAUACCGAACAAGCAAAACUACAUCAACACCGGCCAUAUGCACUAUCUGUACGCGUUUGCACUGAAUCGCCGGAACCACGAAGGUGACCGUGAGCGUGCGUUACGCACCUGCACGAAGGCGCUGGAAAAGAAAGAAAACCACUUCCCGGACAUGCUGUGCCUGUACGGGCGCAUAUACAAGGACAUGUUUGUCGAAUCGAACCACACGGACAAGGAAAGCCUGAAGAACGCAAUCAUCUGGUACCGGAAAUCGUUCGAGGUGCAGCCGAAUGAGUUUGCCGGCAUUAAUCUCGCGACGCUGCUCGUGAUCGACGGGAAGGACUUUACCGAUAACGAGCUGCAGCACAUCGGCAUGAAGCUGAACAAUCUCAUCGGCAAGAAGGGUUCACUGUCGCAGAUCAAGGACUACUGGAACGUGGCGACGUUUUUCGAAAUAUCGGUACUGGCCGAAAACUACGCGAAAGCGAUACAGGCAGCGGAAUGUAUGUUUAAGCUGCGCCCACCGAAAUGGUACCUGAAGUCAACGAUCGGCAACAUCAUGCUGAUCGAUCGGGCCCGCAAACGCACGGAUGAAACGGCAAGCAUGAGCAUCGAGCAGCAGAUAUUUGAGUUUUGGAUGGAGUUUUUCCUCGAGGCAACCGCACGCGAACCGUCCAGCAUGGUACGGUUCCCGAUCCUGAUACUCGAACCACAGAAGAUCUACAUGCCGAGCUACGUGUCGAUACACAUGGACGCGGAACAGAAGUCGAUCGAUAUUACCAACAUCUGUCAGCAGCACGCGAAAGGCACCUGUCUCAAGCUGCACGACUUUAACUUUCUCGCUAGCCAAAUUAAAUCGGUCAGCCUGUACAAGCGGGACGAACGGUGCGCGUAUCUGUACGUGCACCACAACUCGGACGAUUUCCAGAUGUUUUUCCCGUCGGUCCAGUGCCGGCAGACGUUCUACGAUCUGAUACUGCAGAUGACGGCCGACCAAGGGUCGGGUUUUAUCGAUCUGUCCUCCGCCGAAACAACGGCGGACGAGCUAAAGUACGAGUACGAAAUGGACGACGAAGGGCAGCGUAUGCUGCUCGGGAAGGGCACGUACGGUGCGGUGUAUGCGGCCCGCGAUCUCGCCACCCAGGUGAAGAUCGCCGUGAAGGAGGUGUACGAACGGAACACGCACGACGUGCAGCCGCUGCACGAAGAGAUCAAGCUGCACUCGCAGCUGCGCCAUCGCAAUAUCGUCCAGUACUGGGGUUCCAAGUCGGAGAACCAGUACUUUAAAAUCUUCAUGGAGCAGGUACCGGGUGGUUCGCUGUCCGCGCUGCUCAGCUCCAAAUGGGGCCCGCUCAAGGACAACGAAACGACGAUUGCAUUUUAUUCGCGCCAAAUACUGGAGGGGCUCAAGUACCUGCACGACCAGAAGAUUGUGCACCGCGACAUCAAGGGUGGCAAUGUGCUGGUCAACACGUACAGUGGCGUGGUGAAGAUAUCCGACUUUGGCACGUCAAAACGGUUGGCCGGUAUUAACCCGGCAACGGAAACGUUUACCGGCACGCUGCAGUACAUGGCGCCGGAGGUUAUCGAUCAGGGUGUGCGUGGGUACGGACCGGCCGCCGAUAUUUGGUCGUUCGGCUGUACGGUGGUCGAGAUGGCCACCGGGAAACCACCGUUCGUUGAGCUCGGUUGCCCGCAGGCGGCCAUGUUUAAGGUGGGCUAUUACAAAACCCAUCCCAACAUCCCGGAGGAACUGUCAACGGUGGCGAAAAAUUUCAUUCUGCGUUGCUUCGAGGUGGACGUCGAUAAACGGGCCACCGCUGCCGAACUGCUCGACGAUCCGUUCAUCUGCGAAAAGCACAAAAAGAUGCGCCCAUCGUUUAGUAGCAGCAGUACGAUCAGCGGAUUACCGCAUCCAUCCGCUGAAUUUUCGCGCAGCGUUAGCAUGCCUGCCGAUCGACACAAUGCGAAAACGCUCACGUCCCAGCAAAGCUCCGCCAGCUGUAACACACCCACCUUCAGCUCCGAAACAGAAGCCUCGUCGAUCCCGCCAUUAAAUUCUUCGGCCGGCUACUAUACGGCAAACCGGUCGGUGACGGAGCGGAAAAACAAACAUUCGUUCCAGCUAACACCGAUCAAGAUGCCCAAGAUGCCGAACAGUGUAAACAGCAUCGGAAACAUUGCAGAAACUCCCUCGCUGGAACUGGAUCCCGCCGAACAGACGUCGACAGUGUUCCAGCUUAAUCGGCGAAGUUCCUCCGGUGGGCUAUUGUCACCUGAGAUCGAUAUAACGACUUCCACCGCUAGCAAGCUGCCCCAAGGGGGUGAAGCGAACGAAAGUGACGGGUUCUACCUGCUAAAGAAAGACUCACAGCGGCGCCAAACGCUUGACAAGGUGCUCUGCCACGAUGUGACAAAGAUCUGCGAACUUUGGCUAACGAAGAUCGAACCGGACGCAAAUCAGGAACUCGCAAUCACCCGCGACCAUCUGCAAAUGUUGCUGAACGGGUUGCGCAAAUAUAUCGCGGAACAGCGCACCGACACGCUCGAGCAGGCGAUCGCCCAGUUGAAGGAGCAACCGAACUUUAACGCUACCGCAAUCGUGCAGCUCCAUUUGGCGCUGUACGCGUUUCAGAACACGGUCAUCACGGUGCUGCGGUCGCACAACAUCAAACCCCACUGGAUGUUUGCGCUGGAAAAUCUAGUCAAGAGUGCGGUCCACGCGGGCAUCACGAUCCUGUCGCCGAAGCUGGGCGCCAAUCUGGCCGGUAACGCACCGAACGAUGAUGAGUAUGAUGAGGAAAACAAUGACAUCGCGGUACCGUUGGUCCGUACGAUGCCGGUGAAUGGACGGCCGCAGGUACCGGGCCACCAGCAGCACGGGCGCGACGAGCGGGAUGGCAUGACGAUGGGUGUUGCGUACGAUUACGAGUACGAUGUGUACGAUCUGCCCGAGGGUGAGGAAGAACCGAUCGACGAGCUGGAGGAACAGCUAACGACGGUAACGUCCGGGCACGGUAGCGGCAGUUCCGUGCGAUCGAACAAACCGCGCGCGCGAAGCCACGGUACCGAUACCGUACCCGGCACACCGGUGCAAAAGAAAACGCGCUGGAAAGCGCUAUGCGAGCAGAUGGAGGCACUGCGGGCGGAAAAUCAAAGACUGAAGGAGUAUCUGCUGGAAUCUCAACAAUCGUACCACAGCGCGUUCCGGGCGGUGCUCGAGAGCGGUGCAUUUGCGCGCUGCCUCACCGAUCAGCUGGUCGCGCUGAUGGAGCGCUGCCUGCACGAGCACAGCACGCCCGACCUCGGUGACGGUGAGGACGGUACCAAGCGUCGGUCCAAUCUCUGGAACCGGAUGCCACCGGGCGGUAACAACAACAGCGACCAGCAGCAGAAAACGCCGCUGGACGUUGCGCCCGAGUUGAACGAAGACGACGACGAGACGGUGGGCGAUCGCCGGUUAGCGGAAUGGUUGCAAACGCAGGGCAUCAAGCGUGCCGAGUGUCGGCAGCGGAUACUGCGCGAAGGAUUCCUGUACGAUGAUUUCCUGUACGAGUUGGAUCGGGACGAUCUGCGUCGAUUGGGACUGAAGAUUGGCGAGGAACUUCGGAUUUGGAACGCGUUGAAGAAGCAUCGCAGGCUGUAUCCACCGGGCAAACGCACACACUCUAGUACGGAUACGGAUGGCGUUGAGCAUUGGCAUCUUAACAACUAUUUGAAUGACGAUCACACCGUUGGCAUCGAUACGCGAUAGGUGGUGGUGGUGCCCCACGCUUCAAGUGUCCUUUACCUGUGUCGAACUAUAGAAACAAUAGCGGGAUGUGGAAAGAGGGAAAGAUUUGGAUACAUCACAGCGUUUAAUGCAAACCUUGUGAUGAGGAUCAACUGUCUGCUCAAAACAACACACACAUAGCUUUACAUAUCUCCUCCGUUGCGCGUUUCGCCAGCGGAGGGUAAUGUAAUGGGGGGCUAACAGAAACAACAAUUCGCCACGAAGCGGCCAAGUCGGUAAAGCUUGUAAAACCCACUCCAAUAUCCUUACUACGCACAACUUCUUCUACCAUUGACUGCUUUUGAAGUCUUUACAACAACAAACACACACAAAAACACGUAAUAACACAGCGGAAACGCAAUCACAGUAGCAUUAUGACAAUAGCUAAUUAGAGUUAAUGGGGGAAUGACCCAAGGCAGCUGCAAAAAAGGUAUCGCAAUGGUUUUUCGCGAUGCAAAACUUCACCGCAUCGCGGUGUACGUACAACCCGGUUUUCGUAAAUAACAUUUAUGUUAAUAAUAAACGCAAGUGACAGAUGCUUUCUUUAUUAAUUCGUUCGCUGGCAGCCGAGCAGACGUAACGUUUA